This is a messenger RNA of Cherax quadricarinatus, 8874 nucleotides long. The record is from RefSeq and is a predicted model, not a curated record. Lineage: Eukaryota; Metazoa; Arthropoda; Malacostraca; Decapoda; Parastacidae.
GAAGACUACCAGGUUGUGUCUUGCCAGACACUAUAUCUUCAGUACUUCAAGAAGCACCAGUGUAAGUGUCUUGAACAACAACUGAUAUUGCAGAAGUAUUUUGUGGAAGACUACCAGGUUGUGUCUUGCCAGACACUAUAUCUUCAGUACUUCAAGAAGCACCAGUGUAAGUGUCUUGAACAACAACUGAUAUUGCAGAAGUAUUUUGUGGAAGACUACCAGGUUGUGUCUUGCCAGACACUAUAUCUUCAGUUCUUCAAGAAGCACCAGUGUAAGUGUCUUGAACAACAACUGAUAUUGCAGAAGUAUUUUGUGGAAGACUACCAGGUUGUGUCUUGCAGACACUAUAUCUUCAGUACUUCAAGAAGCACCAGUGUAAGUGUCUUGAACAACAACUGAUAUUGCAGAAGUAUUUUGUGGAAGACUACCAGGUUGUGUCUUGCCAGACACUAUAUCUUCAGUACUUCAAGAAGCACCAGUGUAAGUGUCUUGAACAACAACUGAUAUUGCAGAAGUAUUUUGUGGAAGACUACCAGGUUGUGUCUUGCCAGACACUAUAUCUUCAGUUCUUCAAGAAGCACCAGUUGUAAGUGUCUUGAACAACAACUGAUAUUGCAGAAGUAUUUUGUGGAAGACUACCAGGUUGUGUCUUGCCAGACACUAUAUCUUCAGUACUUCAAGAAGCACCAGUGUAAGUGUCUUGAACAACAACUGAUAUUGCAGAAGUAUUUUGUGGAAGACUACCAGGUUGUGUCUUGCCAGACACUAUAUCUUCAGUUCUUCAAGAAGCACCAGUGUAAGUGUCUUGAACAACAACUGAUAUUGCAGAAGUAUUUUGUGGAAGACUACCAGGUUGUGUCUUGCCAGACACUAUAUCUUCAGUACUUCAAGAAGCACCAGUAACUCUGCCCUGGCAUUAAGACAUCUUCCAUAUCAGACGUCCCAGCUGCUUGCUUACGUGAACCUCCUUCUCCACACGUUGCCUCAGCAUCCAUGUCCUCCUGGUGCACCUCAACCACCACCGCGUGCUGCUUACUCUCGUUGCACAAGGUGCUCUCACACUCCUGUGCAUCUGCUACCCCCUCCAAUGCUCUCCCGUCCUUCUCCCCUUCCUGACUGUCUUCCACCUCCCCCAAGAAGUCUUUCAACAGACCAUCCUGUUGUUAGUCACUCCUGUCAACAAUCGCCUCCAUAGAUGUUCGCUCAGACACAGUUCCCACAGGUAACGAGGUGCACACUCCCAUCUCAGACUCUGCUCUGUCUACUUCUGUACUCCAACUUCUAGAUGCCUGGUCUGCAGCUUCACCUGUCCCAAGUGCCAAAGAGCCCAGCUGUCAUUCCACCAUUGUUGGCGCCUGUUCCCUCCAUCCCUGCCUUUGAUGACAUUGGGCCGCCAUAUGGUCAUAAGACCCACACAGCCUACAUGUCUGACGCUGUCCUGCAUAAUAUACAUAAACCUGUAUUCUGAACUCUUCCAUCAGAACGUAUGAUGGUAUAGGUUGUCUCAAUGUCAUCCUCAAGGUGAAAGAUCCCUCUGGCAGCCCCAUAUAAGGCCCAUCUUUCCACACUCCCAACUCUGCCUAAUGGAUCUUGCCAUAUCUACGGAAUACCUCCACAACAUCGUAUUCCAAGGCCUCAAAGGGGACAUUUCUCACCUUUACCCAUGUGUGGCGGCCUCCUGCCAAACUAGCAGUUAGACUGUUAACCUGCCGGCCGGCAGUACCAAGGGUACAUCAUCAAACCCAAUGUGGGGACUGCUGAGCCAGCUUUAGAGGCAGUAUUUACCCGACUAUCUUAUGGUAUACAUCUACUGGCAGUAGAGAGUAUUCACUUGACCAUCUUAUCAUAUAUAUCUACUGGCCUUAGAAGUAGUAUUAACCUGACCACCUUACGGUUUGCUUCUAUUUGCUUUAGUAGUGUGUUCACCGCAGUUUUCCUGGUUACUCAGAUGCCUGCGGACUUCAGUUUACCUGCUGGCCUGUUCCCUGCUGGCCUUUCUGAGGAGACACUUCAGACUCUCUCCUUGGUAGUAUUUCCUUUUUCAAGAAGAGUUCUCCUUACUCAGUAAUUGGUGAUGCUAUAAGUCAUGGCUGAUGCUAUUGCGUAGUGUGACACAGAGAAGAUAUGGUCGGAGUGUGACACUGAAGAAGGAUGGGAUCAUAGUGUGACACUGGAGGAAGAUAGGCAGUGUGAUACUGAAGUAAGAUAAGGGCAUAGUGGAACAUUUAGAGAAAAUAGUACCGUGUGACGCUGAAGGAAGAUAGAGUCGUAGUGUGACGCUGAUGAAUAGUGUCAUGUGACAGAUUGCUGGCCUCAGAGGAGAAAGACGCUAUGCAGGUGAUCCUCUUCAAGGGGGGCUCCUUGGCAUGGUGAAGAGGCCUUUGGUCUGAGGAAUUAGACCUGUUGGUCUCCUUCCUCAGACCGAACCUAAUUACCCCCCAAUCCCCCCUCCCUUAUCCUAUCCUACCUUUUUCUUUUCCUCCUUCUCCUCCCCACCCCUCCCUAUUACCCGUCCUCUUUUUUUUCCCCCACACAGGCACACUAGUUCCUGGGUAGGGGAAAGGGUACUGGGGUCCAUCCUAUUCCGCUGAGGUUCUUGGCGGUGGUGUAGUUUGCCAUGGAAUCUGGAUCUCCUGGGGAUGUCCCAAUCCCUCUUCGGUCUCCCGGGGAGUGGCUUUGGGUAUCUUUCAGGCGAAGGGUGUAUCUCUGGAGGCUGCCUUUCGGAUUCUAGGGGUGGUGGCCAAAGGAGGUAUGCUUUGUGGUGGAUAUCCAGCCACCUUCUAUUUUGUCCAUCGAGGUAGCUCGGCAGAUGUGAGGUUGCUAUCUCGGAUUGCUGGUUUACUGGCCUGAUGGGUAGGGUAUGGCAUGGGUCCCAUGCUGCAUCUGCACUACUUGCAUUGCUGAGGUCCUCUUGAGCUUUGGGGGAGAUUUCUGGCCCUCUCAUUCCUCCCAGGAACUAUCCCUCCCCAGUCCCCCCUUUUUUUAUUCUUUUUUUAUUUUUAUUUUCUUUUCUUCCUUCUUUUUUUUUCUUAAAAACAAAAAAAGGAAGCAAACUAACCAUGGAAGCCCUAGUCCAUUAACCUGCUACCCCCGGGCCCCUUCUUGAUACCUCACCCAGUUCUGACCCCACCUCAUCUUUGGACCACUCUUCGGAUACUCCAAAUGCCUCUGUACCUUUUGUCCAUGCUGUUUCCUGUCCCGCUUCAGGUACUGAGGUCUCGACUGACUCCUUCAAUUUAUCUGACCUCCGUUCUCCUUUGACUAUGCUUCCGGCCUCUCCCUCUAUGGUGCGGCAAUUUUCGAAUUGCCGGUCCAUUCCACGUCGGACCAACUCUGGUCCCACUCCUAAACGCCAACGACAAUUACCUGCUGAUGAUACUUCUCCACCUCCUCGUUCUUCUCAGAAAAGAUCGACACGUCCUGCACUCCCUUUCCAUGCUCUGUUUCAGAAUGCACAAUGGACUAAAUUCUUCACUUUACGACCGACUUCCUCUAUUGCCUAUCUUUCUGACCAUAGUAUUGGCAAGGCACUCCUAUGCCAUGUUGGUAAAGAUAUUUCUUUUCAUGCUCUUAAGAGUGGUACAUGCAUCAUCACUGUACAGAAUGCUACCAAAGCUCAUGAUCUUUCUCUUCUUUCCCAUAUCGAUACUGUUCCUGUCACUAUUGAAAAACAUUAUUCCCUCAAUUCUUGUAGUGGUACUGUCAUUCUGCCCCAUACCAUAGUUCAACAAAAUUUCCAGACAUGUGGCAAUGACAUUCUUGAACAGCUGGAACUCCAAGAUCUCCCAAUCCUCAAGGUAGACACUUAUGUACUUCCUGCCUGCGGGCAGAGACGAUACCCUAGCAAUGUGGCUCGUUUAACUUUUGACAGCCAUGAACUCCCAUCCUCAGUUUAUGUAGCAGGACAUUGGUUACAAGUUCGAAAGGCGAUCCCUACACCUCAACAGUGUAGAAACUGCUGGCGAUUUGGCCAUCCAGCGAAAUAUUGCAGAUCUAUAGCCGAAUACCCAGUCUGUGGUGCCGAUGACCAUUCUAAUACAUCUUGCAGUCGACCUCCCUCUCGCCUCAAUUGUCAUGAGGCUCACCAUUUGUACUCUCGCCGUUGCCAAGUCUACUUAAAUGAGCGGGAAAUCCAUUACCUCAAAGAAGCAGAAGGUCUCGCUUAUGCCAUGGCAGUUUCUCAUCUCUGCCUCCAAGGGAGACUACCUCGUGUUUCUUAUUCCCGUGUUUCAAAAUGCCCCCCCACUUCUGGGGUCCCAUCUUCUGCAACCUCCUCUGUGGUUACCUCUCCCAUAGUCACUCAUGUAUCUAAUUCUUUUGCUGUCCUGGGUUCAGACGUCCCUACUUCAACUCCUCAGUCUGUUCUCGCUUCUUCGUGUUCUCCCUCACAAGCCUCGGUAUCAAAGAGAUCUCAUACGACACCUCCUCCCAAUCGUCCCUCUACUUCUCAGAAGUCAAAAAAAGCUCCUUUAACCCCUCCUUCCCUUCUUCCACCUCCUCAUUUUACCUUCCCUGUCUCUGUACCUGGUUCUUCCCCUCUCGCUGCCUCUGUUACAAGUGCAGAGGCUCACCCUUCUCCUCGUACUGUACCUUCCUCCCCUGUUUCCUCCCAAGUUUCUUCCUCUUCUGCCACCUCCCAGGUUUCUGCCUCUUCUGUCCCCUUCCAAGCUUCUUCUCCAGUUCUCUCCACCCUUUCGCCCCCCCUACCUUGGUAGAGUCCAUUACAGUUUCAAUCUUUACUCAUCCUCCCUCUCCCAUCUCCAAUAUUGUCUCCCAUACGACAUCUUUGAAUUCCGAAAUACUUGAAGCAAUCUCUGAAUAUAUUGCAGAAAUCAAACCAUCAAUGGACACUGAUCCACCCUCUGUUCCUUCUCUCUCCUCUCCUCCAUCUGCGCAACUCCUUUCUUCGCAGCGCACCGUUCCUUCACUGCUUGAACAUUUUCUGCUGCCACCACUUGUGGACUUUUCUAACCCCUCUAGUCUGUAGGAACCCUUACCUGUGGAUUUCAGGUAUCUUUAUCGUUGCCAAUCAUGGCCUAUUUACAGUGGAAUAUACGCAGCCUCAGGGGUAAUCGGGGUGAGCUUCAGAUGUUACUCUCCCAGUUUUCCCCUGUUGGUGUUUGCUUACAGGAACCAAAAUUACACUCCGCUGUUAUCUAUCCCAUCUCAGGCUAUAAUUUAUUGUAUUCUUCAGAUCCUUUUCCUGAUGGGACCUUUAAUGAAAGUGCCCUUCUUCUUCGCACUGAUAUUCCAUACCAUAAGCUAUUUGUUCGUACUUUGCUGCAUUACACAGCAGCCCGUAUCCACUUGCAUAGGUGGUAUAUGCUCUGUUCUUUAUAUCUCUCUCCUUCUCGGGCAUUAUCUAUCCUGGAUAUUGCCUUUCUUGUUUCGUCAUCACCGCCACCGCUUCUGUUACUUGGCGUUUUUAAUGCCCAUCAUUUCCUCUGAGGGGUCUCACUGUGAUUCCUGUGGCAUUCAGUUAGAGGGUUUUCUUGCUACCCACCCCCUCCAUGUUUUAAAUACAGGUACUCACACCCAUUUUGAUCCUCAGACUCAUACUCUCUCUUGCAUUGAUCUCUCAGUCUGCUCUUCCUCCACUGCAUUAGACUUCACCUGGUCGGUUCUCCUGGAUUUACAUGACAGCAAUCAUUUCCCAAUCAUUCUUACUUCCCCUUCAUAUUCACCACCUCUUGGCAUCCCACGCUGGCAAUUUGAUCAGGCAAAUUGGAACCUUUACUCACAACUAACUGUUUUUAGAUAGGCUCCUUCUUCGUCAUCCAUUGAUGAGCUUUUACACCUCUUCUCUUCCUCCAUUUCAACCACAGCUUCUCAUUCUAUACCCCAAACUUUGGGCAGGAAUGCUCAGAAAUGCAUGCCUUGGUGGUCUCCUGCUUGUGCUCGUGCAGUACGUUUGAAACACGCUGCAUGGGGCAGGUACCGGUACAACAGAACAAUGGAGAGACUUCUUGAUUUUAAGCAGAAGUGUGCGAUCACUCACCGUGUCAUCCAUGAUGCUAAAUGCACUUGCUGGCGAGAUUAUGUCUCCACCAUCACCUCUGCUUCCUCUAUGAGUGCAGUCUGGAAAAAAGUACGAAAACUGAGUGGUAAAUAUUCUCCUGACCCAGCUCCUGUUCUGCAGGUUGCCGGUGUUGAUAUAGCAAACCCACUAGAUGUUGCCAAUGAAAUUGGCAAUCAUCUGGUCCGUAUUUCUCAGGGGCUCCAUCUAUGCCCCUCGUUUCUUUCAUCACUCUAUGUUGAUGACUUCGCUAUUGCCUGUGCAGGCACUGACUGUCACCUCAUUAUAGUUUCUCUCCAGCAUGCGGUCGACUGUGUUUCCAAUUGGGCCACCACACAUGGGUUUAAAUUUUCCAGUACGAAAACUUACCAAAUUACUUUCACUAGAUGCUCUGUCAUCUCCGAUCAUCCUUUGUACCUCUAUGGCUCCCGUAUCCCUGAACGUGAUACAGUCAGGUUUCUGGGCCUCCUCUUUGACCGUGGGAGCGCUUGAGGUUCCUGAACCUGUAUUCCCUGGAACGCAGGCGGGAGAGAUACAUGAUUAUAUACACCUGGGAAAUCCUAGAGGAACUAGUAUCGAACUUGCACACGAAAAUCACUCACUACGAAAGCAAAAGACUUGGCAGACGAUGCAACAUCCCCCCAAUGAAAAGCAGGGGUGUCACUAGCACAUUAAGAGACCAUACAAUAAGUGUCAGGGGCCCAAGACUGUUCAACUGCCUCCCAGCAUACAUAAGGGGGAUUACCAACAGACCCCUGGCAGUCUUCAAGCUGGCACUGGACAAGCACCUAAAGUCGGUUCCUGAUCAGCUGGGCUGUGGCUCGUACAUUGGAUUGCGUGCAGCCAGCAGUAACAGCCUGGUUGAUCAGCCUCUGAUCCACCAGGAGGCCUGGUCACAGACCGGGCCGCGGGGGCGUUGACCCCCGGAACUCUCUCCAGGUAAACUCCAGGCAGGUUAUCCUGGAAACCUCAUAUUGCCUCUCUGAAGGCAACUUGUCACAGCCGGCUGAACCUUCUUAAAACCCUUGCUCAUCUUUCAUGGGGAGCUGAUCGUCGAACUCUCCUUCGUCUACAUUCCACCAUCAUUUUAUCAAAACUUGAUUAUGGUGACCAGAUCUAUUCAGUGGCCUCUCCUGCUACAAAGGAUUACAUUUAUGCCUUGGUGCUUUUCGCUCUUCCCCUGUCGAGAGCCUCUAUGUAGAAGCAAACAUUCCAUUCUUAUCCAAUCGCCAUGAUGCCCAUUGCCUUCGCUACUAUGUACGCUCUCAUGAUCUCCGCAAUCCUUCCAUUUAUAGAACGGUCACUGAUAUUAGUAUACAUUCUUUAUUUGUUCACCGCCCCUGUUUACUCCAUCCCUUCUCUCUGCACCUACAUUCGCUCUUGUCUUCUCUUCAAUUACCACCUUUCUAUGUUAAUGCAGCAUCUCACUUUUCCCUACCCCCCUGGGAAGUUCCAGCUGUUCGAGUCUGUUCUUUCUCUCUCCCUUGCUCGAAAGCCCAACUGUCUACUGUAGCUUUCUGCUCUCUUUUUCUUGACCACUUCCACUCUUUUUCUCAUGUCAUUGCAGAGUACACAGAUGGCUCUAAGUCUUCUUACGGUGUAGGGUUUGCAGCAGUGUUUCUGGACAGUGUUGUACGAGAGCAUUUACUAUCUUUGGCUGGUAUUUUUACUGCUGAAUUGUAUGCCAUUCUUGCAGCACUUAUCCAUAUUGCAUCUAUGCCUGUGUCAUCAUUUGUGGUUGUCUCAGACUCCCUUAGUGCUUUACAGGCUAUACAGAAAGUUGAUACACCUCACCCCUUAGUCCUCCGUAUCCAACUUUGGCUAUGCUGCAUCUUUACCAAGCAUAAAGAUAUUAUUUUUUGUUGGGUCCCUGGUCAUGUUGAUGUACAGGGCAAUGAACAGGCAGACACUGCUGCGCGGUCAGCAGUACAUGACCUACCAGUUUCAUAUAGAGGUAUUCCAUUUACAGACUAUUUUGCUGCAAUAGCUACCCACCUUCACACCCAUUGGCAACAACAUUGGCCUACUCUGCUUGGUAACAAACUUCAAUCUAUUAAACCGAGUAUAGGUUACUGGCCAUUUUUUUUGUCACCAGUGUCGAGGUUGGGAGACCACUCUCUCCCGUCUUCACAUUGGCCAUACUCAUCUUACUCAUGGAUAUCUCAUGGAGAGGCGCCCUGCUCCUCUCUGUGAGAAUUGUCAGGUUCCAUUAUCAGUCAGCCACAUUCUGUUAGACUGCCCACUUUAUCAACGAGCACGCAGAAUUUACCUCCAUCGUUGUCUUUGCUCCGCUGCUCUCUCUUUUCCUUCCCUUCUCGCUGAUGGACCCACCUUUCGUCCGGACUCUCUCAUUGACUUUUUGACAACAACUGACUUACUUUACAAACUAUGAUACCUUCAGCCCUUUCUACCUCAAUCUCUUGCUACCCUCUACCCCCGCACUAUCCCCUGCCCCGCUGUUUUCUGUAACCUACUGAUCAUCCCUUCCCCCUUCUGCUGCCCAAUACCCUCACUUCCUUCCCUACCCUGCAGUGCUGUAUAGCCCUUGUGGCUUAGCGCUUCCUUUUGAUUAUAAUAAUAAUAAUAUGCAUGUGAUGCUGAGAUGAAUUAAUUAUAACUUAUUAUUGUAUGAUUAAUAUAUACAUAGUAUGUACAAAGAUGUUACUUAUAAUUUAUUAUUUUAGCAUGUAUAUAUAUGUACUGUGACAGUAGUGUCCAGAAGUUGUAUGCUGUGUGUGGUAGGGUCAUGAAUUAAUUAUAAUUUAUUAUUUUAGGAUUUGUUUGCACAAAGAUGCUAAUUACAAUUUAUUAUUGUAACGUGUAUAUGUGUAUAUUAUCAGACGUUAAUAUUUAUAGAA